AUGCCAUCCUCCUCCUCCCUCGCAGACUACCUCGCAAAAAACUACCUAACAGCGGACCCCGUCCCCGAACGCCCCAAAAAGAAACGCAAGAAGACAAAACAGCAACCGGACGACGGAGGACUCAUCAUUGCAGAUGACGACCCGCCUGAUCUCCGCACAUCUGCAAACACCACUCGAAACGAAGACGAAGAUAGUCCAUACAUCGUAAACUCCGGGUCAGCGGAGUUUCGACGCGCGAAGAAAUCCAGCUGGAAGACCGUCGGCGGGCCGACGUCAUCAUCAACAUCAUCAUCAGACCAAGCUGCCGCAGAUGCGAUUCUUGCCUCUGCUGCGGCGGAGAGUGCUGCGAGACAGAAUGCGAAUGAGGAUGAAGACGCGCCGACUAUUGCGGACGAGGAUUAUGGUGGUGGGCCUCGGAUGGAGUCUGGGGCGCGCGCGGGUCUACAAACUGCAGAGCAGACGGCUGCGAUGAUGAAAGCGUUGGAGAGACGGAAGAAGGCUGAGUCAGAUGCAUAUCUAAAAGAAGCUGGGAAGAAUGCUGCGGGCAUGCAGGAGACUAUUUACCGUGAUGCUUCUGGACGGAUUAUCAAUGUGGCGAUGAAACGAGCCGAGGCGCGGCGCGCAGAGGAAGAGAAGAAGGCCAAGGAAGAAGCUGCAAAAGAAGCAUUACUGGGUGAUGUGCAGAGACGGGAACGAGAGGCGCGCAAGGAGCAGAUACGUGAAGCGCGGGCUAUGCCUCUGGCGAGAACCAUCGAAGACGAGGCUUUGAAUGAGGAGCUCAAGGCGCGAGAUCGAUGGAACGAUCCCGCAGCGCAGUUUUUGACGUCGAAAAAGGAGGGCGUUUCAGUGAGCGGGAAGCCGCUGUAUAAGGGUGCCUUUCAGCCGAAUCGGUAUGGCAUUCGACCGGGCCAUCGGUGGGACGGGGUUGAUCGAAGUAAUGGCUUUGAGAAGGAGUGGUUCGCCGCGCGGAAUCGUAAGGAGAGGAUUAGUGCGCUCGAAUACCAGUGGCAGAUGGACGAGUAG
Molecule: messenger RNA, 1023 nt
Organism: Paecilomyces variotii
Lineage: Eukaryota; Fungi; Ascomycota; Eurotiomycetes; Eurotiales; Thermoascaceae
Product: Pre-mRNA-splicing factor of RES complex-domain-containing protein
Exons: 1
Coding region: 1-1023 (340 amino acids)
Biological process (GO): mRNA splicing, via spliceosome
Cellular component (GO): U2-type spliceosomal complex; RES complex
Molecular function (GO): RNA binding
Source: RefSeq, a predicted model, not a curated record